Molecule: messenger RNA, 1173 nt
Organism: Elephantulus edwardii (Cape elephant shrew)
Lineage: Eukaryota; Metazoa; Chordata; Mammalia; Macroscelidea; Macroscelididae
Gene: CABS1
Product: calcium-binding protein, spermatid-specific 1
Exons: 1
Coding region: 1-1173 (390 amino acids)
Biological process (GO): spermatogenesis
Molecular function (GO): calcium ion binding
Source: RefSeq, a predicted model, not a curated record
AUGGCUGAAGAUGGUUCUCCAAAAAUUUAUUUCCAUUGUCCAACAGAAAAAAACAAAACAUCAACUGAAGCAACUCUUUCCAAAUCAGAAACAACUAUUACCUCAGAAGUAGACCACAUUUCUUCAGUAAAUGACUAUACAAGAGAACAUGAUUUUUCAUCUACCACAGGGGAUAAGUUUGCACCAAUGAAGGGAAGACUGAAAUCUGAAGAUGAUGCUGAGAUUUGUAAAAGUAAGUCAAUAGCCUCUACAGAGAAAGAAAUGUCAAGUAUGACUGUUACAAACUCCAAGGCUGAUGACUUUGUUACUGAAAAUUUCAUUUCAACAAAAAUUAGUAAUAAUUCAUCACUACUUGCUGCUGUUUCUUUAAUAGAUUUUUCUGCUAACCUAGCUGAUGAAGAUAUUCUGUUGGAUGCAAUUUUCUCAAGGAAUAAAGAUGUUUCAAAAAUUUCCAAAGUCUCUGGCGAACUUAAGAAAAACACCACUUGCACUGAUGACACACCAACUCCUUUAGAUGAAAAAGAUGUAUCUGGUGUUACCAAUUCUAACUCCUCAGACAAAUCCAAUACAGAUGAAGUUGUCCAGGUCACUAACUCCUUUAUUCCUGAGGAUGAAAUUUCUUCAUCUACCAAAGCACAUAUCACCACUAUUCCAGAUAUAACUACUAUUGAAGAAGAAAAAAUAACUGAAAGUGAUCUAGUUGUUUCUGAGGACUCCAAUAUCAAAACUAAAUUAACUGAGUGUGGUGAGGAAAAUUUCAUCACUGUAUUUGAACUCACUGUUGAGAAUGACAAAGAUAACCCAGAAGAUAUUCCUCUAAGAGAUGAAAAGUCUGUCAAUGAAAUCAACAUCUGGACGGAGGGAGAUGGUUCAAAGGAAACAGAGUCUCAUUCUGUUUUGCUUACUGCAGUGGAAUCCAAAUAUGACUUUGUUGUAUCCACAUCAGUAACUAUGAACCUCAUGGAUGAUUCACCUACUACAACAAUGAAAGAUCUGUUUGAAAAGGACAGAACUGAAUCUGUAUCUAAGAUCCCUGAGCCAUCUUCUGAAACUAACCCCAUAUUAGAUACACCGUUCCCCAUUGAGGAUACUCCGAACCAUUUGGAAGACAGCUUCACAAAUGAAAUGGAUCUCUUCAAACUACUAGAAGAUCCAGAUGGGUUCAUGAUUUAA